AUGAAGGUGGAGAGCGGGACAUGGUCAAAGCCGGACGUCAUUGCGCCGGCUUCCGGGGGCCCCGGCCCGCGCGCAUUCCACUGCGCCGCAGCACUGGGGCGGCGCGUGCUCGUGUUUGGCGGCCACAUCCUCACGCUCGAGGCGGGGCGCAAGCGGCGGCUGUUUUUCGACGACCUGUGGAGCCUGAAUGUGGAGGACUGGGAGUGGCGGCGCGUGGAGGUGGCGGCAUCAUCACCGCUGCCCCCGAAGCGCGACAUGGCAGCGCUGGCUGCCCUGGCGGACGGCCGCCUGCUGCUCUUCGGCGGCCGCAGCGAGGCGCAGCGCGCUCUGAACGAUGCCUGGGUGUUUGACACAUCAACGUCUGCUUGGACGCAGCUGAAGCCCGAGGGCCCCCUGCCGCCGCCCCGCAAGAUGCACGCGCUGGCGCCGGUGCCAGCCGUGCCCGGGCAGCCGCCGGCCGCGGCGUUGUUUGGUGGGGAGAAGGACAACGGCCUGCUGGACGACCUGUGGGUGCUGCAGCUUCCCGGCAGCUGCGCCCUCGGCCCUGAUGGUGGCGACGGCGAUAGCAGGCAGCAGGAGCCGCCUGCGGCGGCGGCGGCAGCAGAGGGCUGCGGUGCCGUCGCAAGUUGGACGCAGCUACGGAUGAAGGCGGGGCCGGGGCCGCGGUUUGGCCACGCUGCAGUAGUGCUGCCGUCCCCGCCCUCUGCGCCAGACGGCCAUUCGGCCGAGGCAGCUGCAGCAGACCCCGGCGCGGCCCCCGCAGCGGCGCCCACCUGCAGCGGCUUGUUGGCCGUUUUCGGCGGCUGCAUGGACCAGAGCAGCUUCCCCUACCUGGCCAGGAGCUACGUCCAGACGGCUGAGCUGUGGCUCGGGGACAUGGGCGCCCUCACGUGGGUUCAAUUACCACAGCCCAGCAGUGGCGCCCCCGCCAGCGCGGCCGCCUCUUCCCAGCCCGCCAGCCCCGCGGGCUCCUCGCCCGCGGCGCCCGCGGCGUGGCCGCGCGAGCGCAUGUGCGCCACGCUGACGCCCCUGCGGGACGGGCGCGUGCUGCUGCUGGGGGGCCGGUGGCGGGAGGGCAUCUGCGAUGACCUCUGGUGGCUGGAACCGCCCGACGAGCUGCCAGCGGCAAGCAGCAGGGCCCUGGGCACCCUGCCCUCUGUGGAGGCCAGUGCACACACGGUCCUCAGGCCACCGGCGGGUCCCCAGACAUCCCUGCUACAGUCGCUGCUGCAGCCCUUGCGCGCCAAGGACGCGCCCCCACCGCCACCCCCGCCGGCAGCAAGCUCGCCUGCGCCCACGCCCGUGCCAGCAGCUGCGCCUGCCGCAACGCCCAGCGGCAGCGACGCCACCAGCCCCCAGGGCUCGCAGCCCGGCAGCCCGCGGCUGUCGCGCCUCGGUUUCGAAUCCUCUCCAGCCCUGAUGCGACCAGACAACGUCGGCGCGGGCGGCGGCGGCGCCAGCGGCAUUGAGGCCAUUGCUUCCGCAACGGCCCAAGCUGCCGAUGCAGCAGCAGCUGCCUGGCCCGCGCAGCCUGGUUCGGCCGCUGCAGCCCAGCCGCUGCCGCACCAGGGCCCGCCACAGCAGCAGCAGGCGCCGCAGCAGCCGCAGACCCAGCAGCUGCCGCAGUGGUCGCGCUUGGCACAGCUGCAGGCGGCAGGCACAGGGCUGCUGCAGGCCACUGGCAGCGGAGAUUGGUCUGAGCUGCGGAACGUGAUCCGCAACCCUGGGGCUGCCCUGUCAUCAAUCACCACAAAGAUCGGCAACCAGCUGCAGCCAGGGCUGGAGGCGCUGACUCAGCGGCUGGGCAACACCGCCCUCCUGGACUACACGAACCUGACGGCUGCAGGGGCAGCUGAGAGGCCACCCGUGCCCAACACGCAGCCCGUGCCGCAUUCAUCCGCCCUUGGCCCGCUCGCCGCCCUGCGAGCGCAGAUGGGCCUGCCGCCUGGGGGUCCCGCCGCCACUGUCGGGGGCGGCCGAGUGACCAUGCCGCCAGCCGGCCACCUGGCGGGCCUCGCCGCGCUCGGGCACGAGCUGCUGGGCGGCGGCGACAGCCACGGGGCAGGCGGCGCGCAUGACAGGGAUGCCGGGUUGGGGGCGGAGGUGCUGAUCUCAGCGGCUCGGCAGCGGCUGAUGGCGGCGGAGCCCAACUCCCUGCCAGUCGGCCACGCACGGCUGUUGGCUGCGGACUAUGCCAGCCUGAUGGGCGCGGAGCUGGAGCGCCAGCUGCUGAGGAGGCUUGCAUCCAGCGAGGCAGGCACGUCAUCAUCGGCACGCAUUGACCAGCAGCCGUGGCCCAGCGACUCUCUGCUGCGAGCGGCAGAGAGCGGCGCUGUGCGUUUGGUCGAUGUUGCGACGCUGCAGCAACAGUACGCGCGGCUGCUGGGUCCCAGCGUGGCUUGA
Messenger RNA from Monoraphidium neglectum, 2403 nucleotides. RefSeq lists its product as hypothetical. Lineage: Eukaryota; Viridiplantae; Chlorophyta; Chlorophyceae; Sphaeropleales; Selenastraceae. The record is from RefSeq and is a predicted model, not a curated record. The transcript is spliced from 9 exons. Bases 1 to 2403 code for a protein of 800 amino acids. Gene Ontology annotation, molecular function: protein binding.